Molecule: messenger RNA, 3426 nt
Organism: Bufo bufo (common toad)
Lineage: Eukaryota; Metazoa; Chordata; Amphibia; Anura; Bufonidae
Exons: 6
Coding region: 325-1248 (307 amino acids)
Source: RefSeq, a predicted model, not a curated record
UCAGUCCUGACUUCUCCAUGGUCAAAGAAAUUCUGUAUGAAGGAUUUUUAUAAAAUCUUCUGGGAGAAGAAUUUAGAAAUGGAUUUGUCACACGUCAUCACCUAUUUCAGGAUACAACUUGAUCUUGAUAUUUUGUUUUUUUUGUCUUGCUGUUGUUUAUAGUCUUUAAACUUCUGGUAUCUGGAAUGGAAAUUGUGACCUGGAUCUUCUCUACAAUAGUGGCUGGAUUGAGUGUCUGGACUUAUAUCCUGGUCAUUCCACUUUGAAGAUGUUUUUGCCUCCAAAUUCCUGAGAUCCUAACGUUCCAGGUGGUGUACGAGGAGGAUGGCAUUAGAGUGCAAUGAGAUGAAUGGACAGGAAGGUAGCGGUAGAUCUACUGAAGAAUCUGAAGGAGUGUAUGAGCAAAGAAGAAAUCAAGAGGGGAGGGAAGAAAUAGAGGAAACACCUGACCCCACCCAUAAACAGGUCACACCCCAUACGAGAGAAGCCCAGUCAGAAGACCAGCCUUCUUCAGGGAUAUCAAGAGUAAAAGAGAGCGUACAGCAGAUAUGCCUGAUAAGUUACACGAUUCUACAACUGCUGUACAUUUAUAUGCUGGAAGACCCAGAUGUUGUGGAAUUGCUGCUGCAGCUCUUGACCCAACUUUGGCGUUUCAUCAAGUGGUCAUUUGUAAUAGUCACAGACAUACUAGAGCUCAUUGUUCUGUACCAUGUUAAUCACAUUCGAUUGUCUCCAUCCUUGUCUCGUUUUGCAAAGAAAAUUUUCUGCCAAAAGAAAUCGUACAGCAGGUUGAGCGUUGAGGAAACCGAUAGCUAUAUUGAUUUAUCUGGAAAACAAACGGAAAAAGAAAGGAGUGUCCACGAAGCGAAUGAGGGAGGAGAGGAACCAUCUCGUCCCACCCAUAGAUGGGUUAAUCAGACUCAACCACUAGACCAGACUUUAUCAGAAAUAUGGAGAAAACUAGUUGAGAACUUCCAGCAGAUGUACCUCAUUCUUUGCUAUAUUCUCCAUCCUAUUUGCAAACAUUUCCGUCAAGAUCUGGAUGUGGUGGAUUCUCUGCUUCUGCUGACCGUCAACUUCUGGCGUUGUUUAAAAUGGGCAGUAAUACUAGUCAUAAUCACAUCCAUUUAUAUCCUCUUCUGCUGUGAACUGUUGGAGACACAUCUGAAGAUCUUCGUUCCAUUGUUAUCCAUGUGUAGAGGGAGGACUCCACCAAACAGCCUCCUGUAUCUCAGCUACGUGACUUAAUUGGAUUGCUGGAAACACCUCAACAGAUCUUCAUUCCGUCUUUAUUGAUGUGUAGAAGGAGAACUCCACCAAACAGCCCCCUAUGUCUAAGUUACUGGUUUUAGAGUUUUUGCUUGUAGUUACUCUUUUACAUAUUUUAGACUAUUAGAUCAAAUACCGUAGAAGGCAUUUUAUAAGUUUAUGACGGUGCUCAUAGCCACUUUUUUAUUCAUUUGUAUGUUUAGAAAUUACAAUAGGAAUGGUUAUCAUUGGAAUAACACUUAGCAGUGCAGUAAAGAGUAAAACCGUUUCUACCAGAGCGGCUGAAGAAAUUGUCUCUACGUUUUUGGGUUCAGUUCUUUUACAUGGGACUUACGCCACUAUUGUUACAAUAGUACUUGAACUGUUUGAGUUAUCAAUAUAUUAUAAUUGCAUAUGUGGUAUAUAGAUGAUGAUUUGAUAGGGUAGCAGAUACUAGGAUAAAUACUGUCUGUGUUUUGUCUGAUUAUGCAGAGUUGUUUAAGCAGGGUUGUGGAGGGCAAUCCUUCCUAGUGUAGCGUUAAGGGCUUGCCAGGUCUACAAGGCAGGCAGAGAUAUAGAGAGCAAGGGAAGGAACCACCACCAUGGACCACAGUUUGAUGCAAGCUGUUGAUGCAAAGCAUUAAAGGGGUAUUUCACAGGAUAAGGGAUAACUAUCAGAUUGGUGGGGGCCCCAGCGGCCACCGCUCCAUUCAUUUCUAUGGGAGCAUCGGAGGUAGCCGAGUACAGUGCUCGUCCAUUUCCGUCACUGCCAUAGAAAUGAAUGGAGCAGCAGUACACAUUUCUGACCAGUCACUCCGUCCAUUUCAAGGGGGCUACACUGUUCUCAUAAUCGAUGGGGUUUCCAUCAGUAGGACCCCCACCGAUUUGAUAGGGGAUAACUUGUUAUAACCAGAAUACCCCUUCAGAAUUCUGUGAAUUGUACCGAGCAGAUGUGAAACGUCCAAGCUUGAACUGUCCUCCGUGAAGCAGAAAUGUAUUACUAGGUUUAUGACAAGUAAAGCCCACCUGUGAGUUUACAUCCAGCUCCUGUUUCAGCGGUUCACUUGGGAGCAGUACAUUUGCGUGCAGAACCUCCAUUUUUAUUUCAUAUGUGAGCGCCCUGGGGAGGAAAUCAGAAAUGGCCGCCCUGAUGAGUGUUAACCAGCUUUGCUCAGGCAACAACCUCCUCAGGUUCCCAUUUUUAGGUUAUCACACUAUGACAUGUAAUAAAAUUCCACAGAUUCCAUAGUUACCAAUAAAAUUAGUGACACUUAAACUCCAGCCCUUGGAAAGCACUUAAUCUCCCCACCUUUGUGGUAAAUUAGCCUUUUCUCACUUCUUCCUUAUUGGUGUCACCCCUAUCCUGCCUUCCAGUCAUAUUCUUUGCUCUACACAAUACAGGGGACUCCUGUCUGCCAUGUGCCUCAGCCACACACUGACACACUUCCUGUAAUCGGCCCUUUCUUCUAGUCUUCCAUUUCUGCACCACUACAGAGGCCUCUAGUGGCAGAAAUAAUUAUUGCAGGUUUAACUUCAAAACAUUGUAUUACCUACUUUUAAAACUAAGAAGGCAAAUAAGCCAGUAAUACGAGUAUAUAGUCACAUUGGUAAGAGGUGCUAAAGUAGUUUACUGCUCUCGGGUGUCUGUGAAUUUGUGACCAUACAAUAGCUCUUAGGAGAUAAAAAUGGCUGCUGAGCCCUCACUCUACAAAUCACAUAUUUAUUUUUGCAUUUACUACACGCAUUACAAAAUUGUUGAAACAUUCGUAAUGCUUUUUAAACCACUUGCUAAACCUAAAUGCCAUGUUGUCAGUGUAAAUCUAUCUAGUUUUAUUUUUUUUCUGAUAGUUUUCUAAUGUUACGUAGACUUAAAUGAUAACUUUCUAGCAGCUUGCAACCACCACUAGGGGGACCUUAGGAGCUUGACGCAUACAGAUUUAUUUAGAAGUUCAAUGAGAGAGGUUUACAGUAAGGUCUUAAGCUCCCCCUUGGGGUGUCUGCAGGUGCUGUAUGGCUCUGUGAAAUAGGACAUUUGGUGCUUGGCAAAAAAUAGAGCUCCAGGGACUAAAUUAUAAUUAGAGAUGAGCGAAUUUCCGCUUAUGAAAUUCGUUCACACUUCGUUUGGUGGUAAAAGGUGAAUUGCUUUAUGGAUUCCGUUACCACGGACCAUAACGCAAU